AGCUGACUUGGGAACAAGUGUGGGAACAAGCAAGCACCGCUGGACUGACUCUGGGCCUCAGGACCCCAUUGCACACAAGGUCAUUUCCAAACCCUGUUAUCAGGGCUGAGCCAGGAUCUGUGGUUGCCAAUGGAUCUCAGCUGACCAUUAUAUGUGAAGGAACCCCAGGUGCUCGGGAUUACUAUCUUUAUCAAAUUGGAAACGAAAGUUCUUUGCAGAGAUUAACCCCGAUGAAGCCUAGAAACAUAGCCAAAUUCCUCAUCCCAAUUAUUCAAUGGUCCCAUGCCGGGCGAUAUCUCUGUUUCUAUCACAAGCCUCCUAGAUGGUCAAAGAAGAGUAAUACUCUGGAGUUGGUGGUGACAGGGUACUUACUCCCCAAACCCAUGCUAUCAUCCCUGACAAGCCUUGUGGUUACUUCAGGAGAGAACAUGACCUUCCAGUGUGCCUCAUGGGAGAGAUACAAUGGUUUUGUUUUGACCAAGGAAGAUGAGAAGUUCUCCAGGCUCCAGGAAUCACAGUAUAUAAACUCUACCAAACAAUUCCAGGCUCUUUUCCACACAGGUCCUGUGACAAUAAGUCAUACAGGAAUAUUUAGAUGUUAUGGCUACAAAAAUAGUACCUAUAUGUGGUCUAAUCCCAGUGACUCCUUGGAAAUACACAUCGCAGGACAGCUUCGUGGCAUACCUACCCUGUCAGUGCUCCCAGGUUCCAGAAUGUCCUCUGGAGAGGAUGUGACCCUGCUGUGUCAAUCAUCGCAUCGAAGGGAUAGUUUUGUUCUGUCUAAAGAGGGGACUGCCCACUCACUUCUGUAUUUAAGAUCAGUGCUGCAAGAUAAGCUAUAUCAGGCAAAAUUCUUCAUGAGGAAUGUGACCUUUACCCAUGGGGGCACCUACAAGUGCUAUAGUUCUGAAGACUUAUACCCCUACAUGCUGUCAUACCCCAGUAACCCUGUGGAGCUUGUGGUUUCGGGAUCCUAUGAAGACCCCAACUCCUUAUCCGAAGAGCCCAUUCCAACAUCUGCCCAGAGAGAGAUCACCAGUGUACAACUUCUUGCAGAGGCUAUGGAGCCAGUGACUAUGGACAGAGGUCCUCAGAAGAGUUCAAUUUCAGCUGCUUCCAUCCAUGAAAAAAACCUGUAUGAGAGAAAGAAGAUCCUGAGUAGAGAGAUGCCCAAGGUCUCAGUUCACAGGGCAACUGGAGAGGCUCUGGUGUCCAAACUCUGAGGACAUAAACCCUCACUAUAGAACCAGGAUAUCACUACACUCCCGUGCUUUUUCUAUUCAUCUUCUGCUUCACAGAGCCUGAGGAUGAUGUGGAGCUGGCCAGUUGGGUGAGGUCCCUGUCUCCACUUCAUCUGAAGUGCUAAGAUUUAGAUCUCAAGUUCACCCAGAGGACCUUUUCUCCUUUUAUGUUCUCUCUCUCUC
Messenger RNA from Chionomys nivalis (European snow vole), 1424 nucleotides. RefSeq names its product leukocyte immunoglobulin-like receptor subfamily B member 3A. Gene Ontology annotation, biological process: cytokine-mediated signaling pathway. Lineage: Eukaryota; Metazoa; Chordata; Mammalia; Rodentia; Cricetidae. The transcript has 8 exons. Gene Ontology annotation, molecular function: inhibitory MHC class I receptor activity. The record is from RefSeq and is a predicted model, not a curated record. Bases 231 to 1223 code for a protein of 330 amino acids.